Messenger RNA from Cornus florida, 3523 nucleotides. Its product is annotated as BEL1-like homeodomain protein 4. Gene Ontology annotation, biological process: regulation of transcription by RNA polymerase II. The transcript is spliced from 6 exons. Gene Ontology annotation, molecular function: DNA-binding transcription factor activity, RNA polymerase II-specific; RNA polymerase II cis-regulatory region sequence-specific DNA binding. The coding region runs from base 575 to 3085 and encodes 836 amino acids. The record is from RefSeq and is a predicted model, not a curated record. NCBI's taxonomy places the organism in Eukaryota, Viridiplantae, Streptophyta, Magnoliopsida, Cornales, Cornaceae.
UUCUCCGCCGUCAAAUCUAACGGCGAGACCAACCUUUAAAGUUUUAACUUUAAAGUCUUUUUGGUUAGACGUCAAAGCUAACGGCAAUCAUCAAUCACCCUGGGCAAUUAUUGUCCUUUGGAGAGCUCCUCGUGCUCGUGCUCUCUCGCCACUCCUCAAUCUCGCCGGAUCCUCGCCGGGACUCCGCCGGCUACUCGACGGAGAAAGUGUCGAUGAUAUUCGAAGCGUAAAGGAUUGUUGCUUUCUCAAUAUAACAUCAAGAUCUGACUUCACAGUAGUACUAUAUAAUUAUUUGAGAGAGUCUUGGAAAGGUGUGAUGUUGCUUGGUCGAGAAGGCUCUGGAGCUUCAAGACAACAGAAAGGCAGUGUCCAAGGACAAUCUAGUAGAACUGAUCUCAAGGAAUUGUGUGAACUGGAUGGGGAUUGAAGAAUUGUGCGUUUAAUCAGCUUAGUGCUCAUUGAUCUCUUCUCAAAAGUGAAGAACGAUUGAUUAUUUGAGCCCUUCCAACUUUGUAUAUAUAGAGUACAUUGAAACAGCCAAGGUAAGAGAUCGAAUAAAUUACUAGUAAUUUUGAUGGAGAGCAACUUUAGGCUUGAGUCGCACGUAGCUCAGCGAAGCCGGCGUGACAAAUUGAGGGUUCACCAGAACAACUCAACAAUCAUCCCAGCCCAGUAUUUGGAACAGUUAUCUGUGAAUCAAGGUGUGAACCCGGAUCUUAGUGACGCUAGGUAUGCCAGCCAUAAUAAUAAUUUAUCAUAUGACCAGACUAUGUUUUCUUCAGAAAUGCUCAAUUUCAUGACAAGUAGUAAUUCACAAAUUCCAUUAGUUAGCCAUCAAGGUCAUUCAGCAGCUCCAGCUCAACCCGAUAGGUCAAAGGAUUCUUCAUUUACCAAUUUGUCACAAACAAUAAUCUCAUCAUCCAGUUUCAAUCCUUCAUCUAAAGUGAGUGGUGACCCACAAAUUAAUUGUAGCACUUGGAAAAGUAUUGGUUCCCAGCAAAGAGGUGAUUGGAUUUCUGCUAAUUAUUCGAGUGGAUCAACGGGCAUUGAAAGCAAUCAGAACCCAUUGUUUGUCGGAGAAGCUUUGUCGACACAGUAUAUGAAUAAGCCUAGUUACCACCAUGGUGUACAAUCAUCUUUAACCAGUCCAUCCAGUGAAAUUUCCAGUCAAAAUAGCCAAAAGCAUUAUGAGGAGAUGCGUUUUCAUUCUCCCCCACUCUAUGACCAAAAAACCCACCUCCAAGAGUUCAUUACCUCGGCUGGCAGUACUGCAACCCUGGGGCUUGAAAUGGCUUCUCUAGUACACCAGAAUAUCGGGGAAAUUGGCCGUGGUUCUUGGGGAAAUGGUGGGAAUGAGCUUCUUCUUCUUCCAACCUAUGGCGAUCAGUCCAACGUGGUAGGCCUUAGUGAUGCGUUUGCACGAACAAAUAGGCCGGUGGAGGGCUGCCAUGAUGAUCAUUGGAGUGGUGAAUUGGGCAUUCUAGCAAAUAAGGGUGACACAGAGUUGAGGACGUUUCCAAGUGAUUCUAAUACACAAGGCCUAUCUUUGUCACUUUCGCCCGUGCCACAGUUUAAAACACAUGGAGGUCUGCAGCUUGGGGAAAGAUGUGAAUCCGAACACGUGCGUUCUAGGACUGGUGUUUUCAAUGAUCUUCCUGAUUCUGAUACGUUAAAACCUGGUUAUUUAUGUUCAAACUCUGAACAAUCUAGUGGUGGUAAAGUUUUUGGGAUAAAUAGUACCAGUCAAGACAUGGUGGGGACUUCUAAUUUCACUCAUCGACACACCGGUCCUCUGGGGCCUUUCACUGGUUAUGCAACUAUCCUGAAGAGUUCUAAGUAUUUGAAGCCAGCCCAACAGCUGUUGGAUGAAUUUUGUGGUGUAAAUGGUCCGAAACCCAUCAAAACAUGUGAGGUGUCUGACAAGGCAUCGGUAGAAGUUAGGGUUUCAGUUGAUGCUGCUAAUGCUUCUGAAUCUGUGGUUGGAGCGAAGGGUGGUGACUCUGGUGUCUCAUCCUCCACAUUUUUUAGUUCAAAUGAAAUUAGUGGUGAAGCUGGAGUUGGGAGCAGCUCUAGUGAAUCUUAUGGGCCCGAAUAUCAACAAAAGAAAGCAAAGCUGUUAUUUAUGCAGGAGGAGAUUUGCAAAAGGUACAGACAGUAUCACCAGCAGAUGCAAAUGGUAGUUUCGUCGUUCGAAGCAGUGGCAGGUCUCAGUGCAGCCACCCCUUACAUUUCCUUGGCUCUCAAGACGGUCAUGAGGAACUUUCGGUGCCUAAAGAAUGCCAUCUCAGAUCAGCUCAAACAUAUAAGGAAAGCCUUGGGGGAGGAUUUAUCAUCACCUACCACUGGUGCAAGCAGUAGUAAAGGUGAUGCUAGCACAUCAAGGCAAAAGUUGUACGACUACAGGUUUCAAAAGGACAACCCUGGUGGGGGCAAUCUUGGAUUCUUUGAACCCCAACAUGUCUGGAGGCCCCAAAGAGGCCUACCAGAACGUUCUGUGGCUGUUCUUAGAGCUUGGCUGUUUGAUCAUUUCCUUCACCCGUAUCCCACAGAUACAGACAAGCACUUGUUGGCGACUCAAACAGGCUUAACUCGAAAUCAGGUAUCGAAUUGGUUCAUUAAUGCCCGAGUGCGUGUGUGGAAACCCAUGGUUGAAGAAAUACACAUGCUUGAAACCAAAGGAUCGGCAGAAGCAAACUCAAAUCCGGUUAAAAAUGAUGGAAAAGAAACCACCGGAGUUUCCAGCUUGCCAAAUGAGGAUCAAUGUCCCACAAACAGACUCGGGAUAAAUGCAAUGUCAAAUAACCAAGUGGACUGCUCUGACAUAGGAGAUGUACAGAGUAUUGCUAAGCAGUGGAAUCGCGAGAAGAGGUCAAGAAUGGACUGCCAUAUUCCAGGUAGCAUAGAUGGUUCGUUGAUGGGUAUCGGGACAUACCAGCAAAGCAGCAGAGGACUUGGAGCUGUGUCACUUACAUUGGGUCUGAGGCAAAGUGCAGAGAGUGCACAACAGCAACAGCAAUUGCAACAACAAGAGCAUCAGCUGAGGCAUCAUUUUGGAGGUCAGAUGAUUCAUGACUUUGUGGGUUAAAUUGAUGCUAGUUAGCAGCCUUUGGUCCAAUCUGAAAGGAAUAAAAGGUUUAAAGUGUUUGCAACAAGCAUUGAAGAGCUAAACUUCAAUGCUCUUUUGGUGGUGAAGAUUAGAUUGUUAAGAAGAGCAUAGAGCUAUGAAGAUGUGACGAUCAUGUUUUAAUAGGAGACAAAUAGAGAUAAUGCAUGUAAAGUGAUUUAAAGGUGAAGUAAGAUCCAUACUUCACCAAAAGAUGUUAUGAGCUUUCAAUGGGUAUUGGAGAAGAGGGGUAAUGCUACAUCUUCGAGCUCAUUUCAUUCCUCUUGAAACUCAUUUUCAUUUGUAUGGGUGUGUUCAAUGAUACUUUGUAGCUACUCUAUGAUGCAUUUAAGGGUAAAUUACAAUGAACUCCCCGAGAUUUGGUCUAAUUGCAAAUAAAUUUUGUCAUUUUAUUGUAAA